Triticum aestivum (bread wheat) is the source of this 2207-nucleotide messenger RNA. RefSeq lists its product as uncharacterized. The record is from RefSeq and is a predicted model, not a curated record. NCBI's taxonomy places the organism in Eukaryota, Viridiplantae, Streptophyta, Magnoliopsida, Poales, Poaceae. The transcript has a single exon. The coding region runs from base 39 to 473 and encodes 144 amino acids.
GUGGUUCAGUCCGUGUGUCUAGCAUUUUCGCCUACAAAAUGGGCACCCUUCUUUCAUCCCAUCACUCAAAACCCUAUUCGGCCGCACAUCAGAUACACCUACCUAACCAGCACGUAGUACAGCUUCUCCUCCUCUUCCUCCCCCGGACGGCGGGCGUGCAGAAGCUGAUCAUGCCGCCGGAGAAGGCGCGGCUCGUCGACAUCAUGUCACUGCUGCUCCUGCGCAGGCGGGUCACCAGCUGCAACACCUUGGUCGACUCCGGGGACCAGGACAGAGUCCUAGAUAACACGCCAGGCGACCUGCUCGUCGCACUCACCCAGCUGAUCCAGAAGGCCCUCGCCGCUGCCUACUACCCAGCCAAGUGGUUCGGCGCCGUCGUCGAGUUUCUCCUCAACUUCUUCGCGGUCAACGGCGGCUUAUUUGGGAUCAUAGGGAGCACCAUGAGAUGUACGUACCUACACGUAAUUAUUUAAGUACUUUACGUAUAUAUGAGCAUAUCGAUCCUGAGUCAGCAUCAGCGUGCAUCAUGCAUGGAUGAUCUUAAUUCAUCUUGAAAAUGAGGACACGCACGCACCAAAGCUAGCUUAUAAAUCAAAGAAGCAUUUCAGCGGACCUACAAAUUAACGUAGUGGUACGUAUGGGAGGAACACUUUUAACGUAUUAUACGUAUGUUUUUUUACAUCACACGAUGCAACACACUCAUAACUUAUAUUCAUGUGUGUAUUUCCUCCCUCAUAAGUUUUCUUCAGGAAAACCACAUGCUUUUGCAUAACACAAUGCAACACACUCAUAACCGAUAUUCAUGUGUGUAUUUCCUCAUUGAUAAGUUUUCUUUAUGGGUAACUUUUGUGUUUUCAGGGUUCUUAAACUAGUUUGGCAUAAUUGUUAAUAUAUGCAAGUCGCGACCCAUAUCAAAUCCUGAUGUGCGUGUAGACAUACUAUCAUAAUAACUUUGACUACUACUCCUCCGUCAAAGACACUUAUUUUGGGACAGAGGGUGUAUUAGAUUGGUAAUAACAUAAAACAUGACGCUUCCUUCAGUACACCCUCUUAAUUUUCUUUAAAAAGAAAAUUGUGUUUAAUACUUCCUCUAUUAGAUUACAAAGAAAUCCCUAGGUGCCACAUGCUAAUGACUGGCAGAUCGAUGCGUGUAGUGUUCAUCCUCCGUUUGGAUUUAUUAUUAGCCGUCUUUGUAUGUUGUGUUAAAUUUUAACUUUAGAUUUAAUUGAAAAAUAUAAAUAUAUACCACAAAACUAGUACCAUCAGAAACCGCUUUCGAAUACAAAUAUAAUAUAAUUUUUGCGACAUACAACUUAUGUUUUGCUUGUUAAAUCAAUGGUCAAAACUUGAGAGAAAAUACGGGUAGAAAAUAAACCUGGAUGGAGGAAGUAAUUUCAUAUGAGACUCACAACAGAUAGAUGGCGUUGCUAUCAACAUGGGCUAGGUUCAUUGUGACAGGGGACGAGUUCAAUUAGUAGGUGAUAAGACGUGUCGGGGCAAGCUCCUGUUUUUGCAUCGCACAAUGAAAAGCACACUCAUAACCUAUAUUUCAUGUGUAUAUUAUCUCCCUAAUACGUUAUCUUUAUGGGUAUCUUUUAUGUUUUUAUGGUUCUUACACUAAUUUGCAGAAUUAUUCGUCACUGUCCAUAUCAAAUCUUGACGUGUGUGUAGACAUGCUAUUACAAUAACUAUGAAUACCAUUAGAUUGGCAAAAUAAAAUAUGAGGCUUCCUUUGGUACACCCUCUUAACUUCUCCUGAAAAUGCUAGUUUUGUCUCCCGCAGUUAGACUACAACAAAAAUCCCUAGGUGUCACAGGCUGAUGACUAGCAGAUCGAUGUGUGUGGGGCUCAAACCCCAUCCAGGUUUGUCGUUUUCAUAUUUUGGGUCAAAUUCUGGCACUUGAUUUAAUAAAAAUAAAUAAGUUAUAUACCACAAAACUAGUACCAUUAAAAACCUCUUUCGAAUACAAAUAAAAAAGUAUAACUGUUUCUGACAUACAACUUAUGUUUUGCAACUAAAAUAUGUUGUCAAAAUUUAAGACAAAAUACGAGGAGGAAAUAUACCUGGACAGAGGAAGUACUUUUGUAAGCGCCUCUCCAAUGCUGAUACUCACAGGGCUAGUUUCACUGUGAGAGGACAUGGACUCAAGUAGUAGGUGACAAGACGUAUCUGGGCAAAGCACAAGUUUUUAGGAUUCUUACACUAA